AUGGUUGCAAUGAACGAAAAUUCCAGUAACUCCACUCUAAGCAGCUUACAUCAUUUAUACUUUCAGUUGUAUGACCAUUUCUUCAUUUGGAGGACACUCAUUGUAAUCUUCCUGGGCCUUUCAGCUCUUGCUGGUUUUGUAGUUGUGUUGGUAACACAUUUUAUGGAACCACGACUGGCCCAACCUAUAAAAGAGUGGAAAUUGUGCACUUCUUGUCUUCGAGAAAGGAUGGCAUCUGUUGGCCUAAUGGUAAGCCAGUUGAGGUGUUUUGCUAAAACAGCAAUUCUGCAUCGAGGCUUCUUCUCUCAACUGAUGACAAACAGUGUACGAGCUCUUUCCUGCACAUGCCCUUCAACAAAAUCUUUUGUCAUCAACAGUAAUGAUGAAUUUGAAAAGAAAGUCAUGAACAGUAAAGAUCCUGUCAUUGUCAACUUCCACGCAGACUGGUGUGAGCCUUGCAAAAUUCUCACUCCACGUCUGGAGAAACUGGUUAGUCCUCUAGAGAACGUACAUCUUGCUGUUAUUGAUGUGGAAAAAAAUGUUGAGUUAGUUCAUACAUUUGAAGUCAAAGCUGUACCUGCCGUUAUAGCUGUUCGAAAUGGACAGGUUGAAGAUAAAUUCAUUGGUUUGGUUGAUGCUGAUAUGAUUGAUAAUUUGAUCAACAAGCUUAUAAAAAAGCCUGCUGAUAGCCAACAAGAAAAUUAG
This is a messenger RNA of Gryllus bimaculatus (two-spotted cricket), 705 nucleotides long. NCBI's taxonomy places the organism in Eukaryota, Metazoa, Arthropoda, Insecta, Orthoptera, Gryllidae. The record is from the annotation of a GenBank genome assembly.